AUGGCCAGCGAUGAAGUCGAGGGCACGUCGCCGUUACCCCAUGCGGACGAGCACAUCACCUUGAUCGGGCUGGGAGCGAUCGGCGUCUCAUUUCUGGCGCUGCACCUGACCUACAGCUCUGCCACGGUGUCGGUCUAUGAUCCGCGGCCAGACCUCGAGGAGCACAUCCAGGCCGUGCUGCCACUGUAUCUACCGAGCUCGGUGGAUGUGGCGAGCUUGAUCUCAGUUGGACGGCUGAAUCUAUGUGCCAGUCUCGAGGAGGCGUGCCUGGCCGCCACGAUCGUGCAGGAACAAGGGCCGGAGAAUGUUGGCUUCAAGCAGAAGACGUGGUCGGAGGUCAUCCGCUACGUGGCGCCCACGUGCCAUCUGUGGUCGUCGACGUCGGGGAUUCCUGCUAGCAAACAGCUCGAGCACCUGUCCACCACUGACGACAAACACCUCGAAUACCCGCCCACCACCGACGACAUACAGGCUUCGUCGGCGCGCCAGAGACUACUCAUCGUGCAUCCAUUCAAUCCUCCACACAUCAUGCCCCUGCUGGAACUGGUCCCGUCGCCGCACACCACGCCGGCCGAAGUCAGCUUUGCAAAGUCCUACUUCACUGCCCUCCGGUCGGGCCACAGGCCCAUCACCAUCCACCGGGAGAGUGCAGGGUUUGUGGCCAACCGGCUGAGCUUCAUCCUCUUCCGGGAGGCGUGCCAUCUGGUCAACGAGGGCGUGGCGUCGGCGGAAGAGAUUGACGAAGUGGUCCGCGCCAGUCUGGGUCCGCGGUGGGCAAUGGCGGGGCCGUUCAAGAUGUAUGGUUUCGGUGGAGGCAACAAGGGCCUUCGAGGGUUCUUGGACAAUAUCGGCGAGUCCAUUGGUGAGGUGUGGAGGGACGCAGGCACCAUCACGAUGGACGACGACGCAUGGAAGGACAAAGUGGUGGAGCAGACGACACAGGCCUAUGGGCUGCCGAGUGCGGAGGAUAUACGGGUGCGGGAUGGUGGGCUGAGGGCCGUGGUCAAGGCGCAGGAGGAACAAGAGAGGGUUGCGAGGCAUGGAGGUGGCCAGGGCGGACAGUAG
This is a messenger RNA of Capronia epimyces CBS 606.96, 1065 nucleotides long. RefSeq lists its product as uncharacterized. The transcript has a single exon. Gene Ontology annotation, biological process: fatty acid metabolic process. Gene Ontology annotation, molecular function: NAD+ binding; oxidoreductase activity, acting on the CH-OH group of donors, NAD or NADP as acceptor. Bases 1 to 1065 code for a protein of 354 amino acids. The record is from RefSeq and is a predicted model, not a curated record. NCBI's taxonomy places the organism in Eukaryota, Fungi, Ascomycota, Eurotiomycetes, Chaetothyriales, Herpotrichiellaceae.